ACAUGCCAAACAGAGGGAUUCAGGACUCCGGCAAGGCUGUCCAUACUUCUCUCAGCGACAAACGGAACGGAGGCGUCUACUCAAGUUGUGCGCACAGAAAUGAGUCACAAGGUUGCAAGCACGGAUGGGAAUUGGAAGCGAGACUGUGGAUUUCGGGGCUUUGAGUCUCUAAAGGGAAAGCAAGAGGCACUGCAAGAUUUGUGUGGUGUGACCCUGCAAGUCGUCUCCCUUUUGAACAUGUUGCCAUCACCAAGGUACAGGUGCAAUGCGAUGUCAAGUGAAGACAAGCUGUGCUUGUUCCUGGCCAAGCUGCGUCUUGGUAUAACGUACAGUGCCCUAGGAGCAGUAUUUAGUGUUACAGCCACAACAGCAUCAACGGUGUUUAGGCAAACGCUUGGUAUUCUGAGCAUUGCCCUGAAGAACUGGGUCUUCAUGCCUUCUCGGGAAAUAAUCAAGCUUUCUUUGCCUGACCCAUUGAAAGAGAACUAUCCAAAUUGCACCUUAAUAAUAGACUGCACAGAGAUCCGCACAAACACACCCUCAAAUCCUGAUUGUCAGCACAUGCUGUAUUCACAUUACAAAGGAGGAUACACACUGAAGGUCUUAGUAGGUAUAAUUCCUAAUGGCGCGAUAAGUUUAAUAUCCAAGGUAUACGGAGGACGACACACUGAUUCGUUCAUAAGACAAGACGCUGGCUUCCUGCAGCUUCUCAAACCAGGGGACUUCAUUUUAAGUGACAAAGGAUUUUCAAGCAUCCGAACAACUGUAGAGGGGAGUGGUGCGGUGCUGCUCAUGCCGCCUUUUAUUUCAGGAGGCGGUAAACUGUCUGCACACGACAUGGAGAUUACAUACAAGAUUGCUUCUGUGCGCAUCCAAGUAGAAAGAGUAAUCCAAAGGUUGAAGAUUUAUCAUAUUCUAAGGAACAGAGUACCGCUAAGCCUGGUCCCACACAUGAACAAAGUCGUUUCACUAUGUGCCUCCCUUGUGAACAUGCAGGCACCCAUUUUCAAGAAAUAA
Molecule: messenger RNA, 1017 nt
Organism: Dermacentor andersoni
Lineage: Eukaryota; Metazoa; Arthropoda; Arachnida; Ixodida; Ixodidae
Source: RefSeq, a predicted model, not a curated record